AUGGGCACCGUCACUAUAGGCAGGGCCUACUUCGAUGCCCUCCUCAGAAGAGCCCAGUUCCACACUUCUGGACAUGAGUUCGAGCUUACUCCUGAUCUGCUCAGCAAUGUUGUCAUCUCAAAAGAGGAGCAUGGCUACCUACGACAAUGCAGCCGAGACUACGCCUUACUCAAGACUUCUCUAUUUCGAGGAGGCCUGAAAACGGACACACUGAACACACUUCUCGCUGGCGAAACCGAGGCCAACGUUGACGACAAUUGGCUAUACGAUCACAACUCAGAACGGGCCUUUGUGAAGUCCAAGUCGGUACCUGUCACCGUAAGAGCGCCUCACAGGCAUCACAGUCCGCCUGACUCGGACGACACCGAGACCGGUAGUGAGCAUAUCGACCUGCCCCAACCACGAACACUGCACCGAGCAUGUAGUAACGACCAGACCGAUUCUUGCGCCGAUAACUGCUCUGACGACGAACAUUGCUACAAGCCAGGACGCGGGGUUCAUCAGCGCAUCCCAGUGCAUGACCGGCGCACCAUUCUGAUUACCAACCUCACAGAACGCACUACUCACAAGGAUAUUGCUGGAGUAAUUCGUGGAGGCAGAUUGCUCGACAUCUUCAUCCGCAACGAUCGAUCAGCCACUGUGUCUUUCGUCGAGGGUGCGGCGGACUUCCUGGCAUACAUCAAGCGGAACGACAUCUACCUGCAUGCCAAGCGUCUGGAGUUCCGCUGGGCUGAUCGUCAGUUCCAUGUCCCACCUCACAUCUCUAACAAGAUCGCUGGAGGUGCAACGAGAAACCUCAUCGUGCGCGGUGUGGCCGGCAGGCUCACCGAAGAGCAGAUCCGAGAUCACCUUGACCACAUUCACAAUCUCGUUGUGGUCGAUAUCUACUUCCAGAACGGAGACGCGCAUAUCUCAACCAACUCAGUUCAUAACGCGCUGUUUGCCAGGACCUGUAUGAUGUCUCGUACGGUAUACAAGGGUACGCGUAUCGACUGGGCAUCAGACGAAUGCGCCGCUGCACUACCACAGCCUAGCAUGAGGACCCGUGCACCCGUCAUGCAUAUGCCGUCAGUACCAUUUUCAAUGACGAACACUUACGCGCUUCUCGAUACAGUCUCUGAGGUCGACUCAGACGGACCAAAUGAGUCCUUCGGGUCCAAUGGCAUUCUUCUCAAUCACAAUGAUUGGGCCAGCGCGGCUGUAGCUUGA
Molecule: messenger RNA, 1209 nt
Organism: Didymella exigua CBS 183.55
Lineage: Eukaryota; Fungi; Ascomycota; Dothideomycetes; Pleosporales; Didymellaceae
Exons: 6
Coding region: 1-1209 (402 amino acids)
Molecular function (GO): nucleic acid binding
Source: RefSeq, a predicted model, not a curated record